UUUUUGUUUUGUUUAGUCUUGUGAAAUUUUAUUGAAGUUUUAAAGCUUUGUUUUGAUGACACCAACAAGUGAACAACAAAUUUUGCUAUAUGAUGUUCAAAAAGAUAGUCGUUGGAUAAUUUAUUGGUUACCUGUAUCUUCAACUUUUGGUGUUACUAAUUUUAAUGGAUUGGUCUAUGAAAUUAAUCUUGAUGUUCAAGAGAGAAGGAAAUUAAUGGGAAAUAUAGCUGAAAGUUUGUUGAAGAAUAAAUGGAGGUAAGGGGAUUUUCUGAUUUUUUAAAAUUUCUGAUUUUUGAUCCUGGUUUUCUGGUUUUGUAAAUUCUGAUUUAUGAUUCUGUUCUGAAACUGAUUUUUUAGUUCUGAUUUCUGGUUUAUAUUUUUGAUUUUUUUCUGAUUUUAAAAUUCUGGUUUGAAAUUCUGAUUU
Molecule: messenger RNA, 424 nt
Organism: Meloidogyne enterolobii
Lineage: Eukaryota; Metazoa; Nematoda; Chromadorea; Rhabditida; Meloidogynidae
Source: the annotation of a GenBank genome assembly